CUGAUUUAGUCACCGUGAGUAUACGAGCCUCUUGUUGUGUACUCACCUCGUUGUCACAGCCAGCGUUCCCGUGGCACCACAGCUAAGUCAAGUCUUGUGUUUUUACCUACAAGUAAUCGGACCUCGUUUUCAUGUUUUUUGGACCUUGCCUGUUGCCCAACAACAGUGGCGAAGAAAAGUGUGUCUUUAAAAUUAAUGCCCAGUCACCUCUGUGGAAUAAGAUUUUAUUGUGUAAAGGAGGAUAUCGUGAUGUAGAGAAUUCUGAUGAUCUCUCCCACUCUGAGCAUCAGCCUGCAUGGCACGAAACUUCAGUCAAGUCAAAUUGGCUUGUCUUCUUCGCUACAACAUACUGUCCCUGGUUUACUUUGUUUACCUUUUGUUGCUGCCGUGGUGUGUGUGUCCUAACAAACACAACAUAAGAGGACAUACAGGACAUUUCAUCAAAGCAAUAUUCUGUACCAGUCUACUUUUUAUUCUUGCUCAUGUCUGCUUCCAGGCAAUUCUAUUCACGUAUGUUCCUUUAAGCAUUGCUCUUUGUGACAACUGUUCACACCUGGAGAUCAUAUCCAGACAUAUUGGACUGUCCAGGCUUCCAUUGGAGGAUUCUUGGAUUUUAUUGCGCCUUCUUUGUCCUGACCUUGUACUCUGUGGGAUUUCCUUGUUAACCAUCAUCCUUUGUAGAAAAAAAACAAGAAAUAUUGAUAUGCCAGAUGAAGCAACAGAUGAUGAGAAUGAAAUCGAGGAAGAAUCAAUUGAAGAUGAAGAAGGACCAUUUCCUGGUGACGCCAGUCACGACUUGUCAACUACAACAUCAGCCAAGCAGCUGAUCGAACAUCUAAAGGCUGUAGUCCAUAAAGUACUGCUGGGCCUUGGGAGAAUCUUUGCCUUGAGCUUACUCGCUUUGGCUGGAAUCACAUUGCCGUCUGCAUUCUCAUGCGUCUACUUCCUCCUCUUCAUUGGUGUUAGCACAUGGUGGGCAUGUCACCUUCCAAUUAGCCAUCUGGGUUUCAAGGCUCUGUAUGUUAUGGUGGGCUUCUUCACUGCUGGCCACCUUGUUUGUCUGUACCUAUACCAGUGUCUCCUGGCUCCUGUUCUCUUCCCACCACACAGUCUGUGGGCAAGGCUCUUCGGUCUGAAGGACAUUAUCAAACCUGGAAACUGCUCUACACCAUUUGACUUCAACUUUAAUGCUGAAUAUGACUGGCCAGUUUAUAUCAACCCAGGAAUACUCUUCCUACUCUACAUUAUCUCAGCAAUGGUUCUGAAGACAGGAUGUCGUGGAACACUUUACCAGAAUGAAGACAAGCAGCAGCAGCUCAAAACUGCAAAUGAGCCUAAGGAUGAGAUGCUGGAAUUGAGUUCCUGGAAUAAAAAAAAUGAGGUCUGUGAAGAUGACACACAACUCAUGCUGCUGUGUGUAGGAACACAGCACAGUCGGGAAGAAAUUGUUGCUGAAGAAGAUCCUUCACAACUCGGAUUUGGUCUUGCAACAGGUGGUCAACUGACUGACAGCCCAUUUUUGAUGCUGGGAAAGAUUAUCAUGCAUCAGAGUUAUGUCUGUGCUCUUAUAGCGAUGAUGGUUUGGAGCAUAACAUACCACAGCUGGCUGACAUUUGUGCUACUGGUUUGGGCUUGUCUCAUCUGGAUUCUGCGCACCAGACGACAUGCAGCCAUGCUGUGUUCUCCGUUUAUCCUGGUCUACAGUCUGGCACUGUGUUGUCUACAGUAUGCAUGGGCCAUGGCUGAACUGCCUACCACUGUGGGAACCAUGAGUCUCAGACAGUUAGGGCUACAUAAAGCCCAGUACCCCUGUCUGAGACUGGGAACAAUGCUCCUCCUCACUUCAACUUUCUGGCUUUUAGUACAUCAAUCAGUAAAGGAAAACUUCCGCAGGAGUAGGAGAAGGGCUACACCACUAGAAGAAGUGACUACAACAGGGCUCAAUUCCACAAAUGAAUCUCUGCUAAAGGUCCUGGGAUGCAUGGUGCUGAAUUUUCAUGCCAAAUAUUGGAUCUAUGUGUGUGGUGGAAUGUUCCUCAUGAUUUCUUUUGUGGGAAAACUUGUUGGAUACAAGAUCAUCUACAUGCUGCUUUUCCUGCUCUGCCUCUCCUUUUAUCAGGUUUGGAUCUUUAUAUGGAGAUGUCUUUUGAAGCUCUUCUGGUGGCUUGUUGUGGCCUACACCAUGCUGGUGCUAUUCUUCUACACAUACCAAUUUGAAGACUUCCCUGGCUAUUGGAGGAAUUUUACUGGACUCACAGAACCACAGCUUGCAGCCAUCGGUCUGUAGACGUUUGCCCUCUCAGAGCUCUUCACUAAUAUUCUGAUCCCUGGAUUCUUCCUGUUGGCCUGUAUUCUCCAGCUACACUAUUUCCACAAACCCUUCAUGAGAAUCACUGACCCUGAAUGUAUUACACCAAUUAACCGAAAAAGCAGCUGUGACAAGCCAAGUUCAACUAAUGUUGGAAUGGUCUCUGAUUUGGAAGAAGUGUUAAAGAAUGUCAUCAAUAAAUCGAGUAAUAAAGUGGAAUUUAUGGCCAGCAAGUGGGGUCUGGUGAUGGACAGAUUACUGGUUCUGUUCAAAAGGUUCUCAGACAUUAUGAACAAAGGUCAAAUGAUUCUCUGGACUCUUCUGGAGCUUCACAUAAUUAAAAUGGUGGCAUUGUAUGCUGUGUGGGUUGCCCUUGACGAGCCAUCUGUGUUCAACCUGGUUCUGGUGGUACUGUGGUCGUUGGCGAUGCCAUUUAGUCGCUUCAGACCAAUGGCUUCCACACUGUCAACAGUUUGGUUGUGUGUAAUCAUCAUGUGUAAAAUGUUGUACCAGCUUAGUGUUGUGAACCCUACUGUGUACGCCAACAACUGCAGUUCACCACUUUUAAAUGAAACCAACCUUUCACAAAUGGAAAUAAUGAACUCAUCCCUGUAUAAGGCACCCAUGGACCCAGCAAAAUGGUUUGGCGUCAGAAAGGAACCUACUGUACUGGACUAUAACAAGAACCAUUUAUUAGCACUGCUGUUGUUGGUGUUUGAAGCGACAGUGUAUCGUCACCAGGCCCACCGCUAUCGUCAAUUGCAACGAUCUCCCCCAAACAUACCUGCUCUAUUCCCAGAAGUCACUAAGAACACUUUAGACCAAGGCCUCAUACCCUGCUUCAAGUACCUGCUGAACUACACUUUCUACAAGUUUGGAUUAGAGAUAUGCUUCCUGAUGAUUGUGAAUGUGAUUGGCCAACGGAUGAACUUCUUGGCCAUAAUCCAUGGUUGUUGGUUGGUAGCCAUCUUGGUGAGGCGACGUCGCGCAGCUAUUGCAAGGAUAUGGCCAAUAUAUUGUCUCUUUCUGGCCAUCUUCAUGAUCUCUCAAUAUAUACUGUGCGUGGGUAUACCACCUGCUCUGUGUAAAGAUUACCCAUGGCGUUGGAACAGACGACUUUUAAUGAACUCAGCUCUUAUUAAAUGGCUUUAUUUGCCAGACUUCUACACUGUCCCUAACUCCAAAAACCUUAUAGUGGACUUUGUUCUUCUAAUUUGUGCAUCCCAGCAGUGGCAAGUGUUUAAGUAUGAGCAGAUAGAGGAGUGGGUGGUUCUAGCUGGAGACAAUACCGACAACCCUGAUCCGAUGGAAGGGCGACUGUUUAAUCCUGCACCUAACUUUGUCUUUUGCAGGUGUUACCUCGACAUGGCUAAGGUUUUGGUUUUUCGCCACUUAUUCUGGUUUGUACUCUCAGUGGUCUUCCUGGCUGGGGCAACACGGGUCUCUGUGUUUGGACUGGGAUACCUUCUCUCUUGUUUUUUUUUUUUUGCUAAUGGGACCCAACUGUUGGUGAAACCCUCCAGGACCCGCCUUGCCGUGUGGGAUUGCCUCAUCAUCUACAAUGUGGCAGUCAUCAUUUCAAAAAAUAUUCUAUCAAUUCUGGCAUGUGUCUUUAUUUUCGAAAUGCAGAAGGCCUUUUGUUGGAUGAUCCAACUCUUUAGUUUAGUUUGUACAGUCAAAGGAUACUACGAUCCUAAGUAUUAUUCUGGAAAUAUUGAAACGAACCUAAUUAGUGACAAGAACUGUCACCUCCCAAUAGAGGAAGCUGGGAUCAUCUGGGACAGUAUUUGUUUUCUCUUCCUGUUGCUGCAGAGAAGGGUUUUCCUCAGUUUCUAUUUCAUUCAUGUAAUAGCAGAAUUACAGGCAUUUCGUAAACAGGCCUCAAGGGGGUUUGAGUUCUUCAAAGCCACUGUAAUGAAAAACAUGAAAUCACACCAACAGGCUGAGAUAAAAUCCUUAUCCCAGCUCAAGCGACCAAUGCAAAGAAUCCGCUCCAGACAGCAGAGGUUCAGAGAUGGACAUAAAGUUAUUGAAGAAGACCACCAGAGUCAAAGUGCGGAAAUGAGGACCAAGAGGAAAAAGGAACACUUCUCUCAACCAUGGUUGGACCAUGCAACAGUUCUGUAUUCAGGAUGGUACUACCUGUUUGAAUCAGACAGUGAAGGUGAACAUGAACUGUUGUCAGAGGAACAGAAGCCGGAGAAACAGACAGCCUAUCAGGUGGCUUAUCAAACAUGGGUGAACAAUGUGAAAAGAGCUCUGAAAGAAUAUCACAAAAACCGAAGACAACAGAGAAGAUUUGUAAUAGUUGAGAAUGAAAGUUCCACACCACAGACAUCACAAGAGAAGGCGUGUUCAGAGACAGGGUCUAUGUUUUACCACAAUACUAGUCAAAGACCAAAAAGACGAUUUGCUACAGUAGAACUGGAACUGAAGUUGAAAUGGAACAAGGUUGUUCUCGUGUUUGGGAUACACCUGUGGAUGUUCUUUAUCCUACCUGCUGUCACUGAAAGGCGAUUCAAUCAGAACUUUGUUGCCCAGCUGUGGUACUUUUUUAAGUGUAUUUACUUUGCUCUGUCAGCGUACCAGAUCCGUUGUGGGUACCCUACACGUAUUCUUGGCAACUUCCUCACCAAAAAUUACACCCACCUAAACUUGCUUCUCUUCCAAGGUUUUCGUCUAGUUCCUUUCCUUGUCGAGCUGCGAGCAGUAAUGGACUGGGUUUGGACAGAUACCACUCUGUCUCUCUCCAACUGGAUGUGUGUGGAAGACAUUUAUGCAAACAUUUUCAUCAUCAAAUGCAGCCAUGGAACAGAGAAGAGAUAUCCCCAGGUUAAAGCGCAAAAGAAAAAGAAGAUGGUGAAAUAUGGAAUGGGUGGCCUCAUCAUCAUCUUCUUAGUGUGCAUCAUAUGGUUUCCCCUGCUCUUCAUUUCACUGGUCAGAUCUGUCGGUGUUGUUAACCACCCCAUUGAUGUCACUGUUACUGUCAAGCUGGGAGGAUAUUAGCCUAUCUUCACUAUGAGUGUCCAGCAGCAGUCGAUCCAAGCCUUCACAGAGUUGGAAUUUGAAAAACUCACCAAAAAGUUUGGGAACAAUGCGGUAGCCAUGCAGUUCAUUUCACUUUAUGGUUAUGAGGACAUUGUUACAGCAAUGAUUGAAGGCAGUUCAGGCUCAGUUUAGAGAAUAAGCCCCCCCAGCAGACAGGAAGUCAUAAAAGAACUGCUAGGAAGCCCCGCUGACCUAACAUUGCGUCUACCAUGGAAUUUACAAAAGGAGAACAUCAUCUCAGAAGAUGCCGUCAACACUGUUGAGUGUCUGCCAAUGCAAGAGGAGCAGGACAUUGAACCAAUACGCAAAGAACUGAAAGACGCCCGGGACUCCCUCACCACUGGUAAAGCCCCGGGGGAGGACACUAUCCAGUGGAGGCUGCUGAUCAUCAUCAUCAAGUCCUUCCACGAUGCCAUGACUAGCACCAUCGUCUUCGAUGACUCAAUCUCAGAGACUUUCAAGAUCAAGAGUGAAAAUGAAGAAAACUACCUGAACAUAACCCUGUCGCUGAUGAGCGACAAUUCAUUGAGCUCCAGUGGAAAAUGGGAAUGGUGAGACAUCAGGAUUGGAGGCUGUGCCCCUUCUUCAUGUGGGGUUUUGCCAAUGGUCAUAUUCAAUGACAAAGUCAGUCCACCCAGUCUUGGCUUCCUGGCUGGAUAUGGGAUCAUGGGUUUCUAUGUUUCCGUGGUCCUGGUCAUUGGAAAGUUUGUACGAGGCUUCUUCAGUGAUAUCUCUCACUCCAUCAUGUUUGAGGAGCUUCCCUGUGUGGACCGCAUUCUGAAGCUUUGUACGGACAUCUUCCUGGUGCGUGAGACUAGAGAGCUGGAGCUGGAAGAGGAGCUUUAUUCAAAACUCAUCUUCCCUUAUCGAUCACCGGAAACCAUGAUUAAAUGGACCAGGGACAUCCACAGACAAGACAAACAUUGACAGAAUAGCUAGUUGUGUAUGACUGAGAUACAAAGCUUUUGUUUUACUGCAUAGGAAGAAUGCCAUCCAUUACAUCUAAGUUUGAAGAUUAACUGUAAUAAAAACGAGACAAAACUGCAAACCAUACCAUUUUGGAAAUGCAUACAAUAA
Messenger RNA from Syngnathoides biaculeatus (alligator pipefish), 6433 nucleotides. It is a transcript of the gene piezo1, whose product is annotated as piezo type mechanosensitive ion channel component 1 (Er blood group). The record is from RefSeq and is a predicted model, not a curated record. NCBI's taxonomy places the organism in Eukaryota, Metazoa, Chordata, Actinopteri, Syngnathiformes, Syngnathidae.